Molecule: messenger RNA, 627 nt
Organism: Schistosoma turkestanicum
Lineage: Eukaryota; Metazoa; Platyhelminthes; Trematoda; Strigeidida; Schistosomatidae
Source: the annotation of a GenBank genome assembly
AUGAGUGGCGAUAACGCAGAAGUUUCUUCAGCCGUUUUGGUCAUUUUUCAAUUCAGCAGGGAUUUAUGCAAAACGUUUAACAACAGCGUUAUUCGUCAGAAAAAUGUGAUGAGAAGUUAUGGAAACGGUCGAUCAGUUGGUUUCGCUGAUGAGCUUGUUUGUUUAGAAGGUGACUGGAAACGCAAUAUAACAUUUGGCUUCCUACAUUUCGAUUCCGCUGUGGCGGCUCAUAGGUGGCUUAUCAGCGAUCCAACAUUUCGUCAGCAUGAUUGGUUAGAUGAUGCAGAAUUAUGGAUCGUACCUCUAUGCACAGAAAUUAAUGAAUGGAAGUACUUUCAGUUGAGUUUAUUUAACUUAAUUAAUCAAGACAAGUUCAAGAAACAAUAUCUACCUAAAUUUGAAGAAUCAGUUACGAAAUCUGGAGGUGUACCAUUUGUCAGCUCAACUCCGUAUAUUGAAGUACUACGAGGACUAAAAGACAUCGACUACCUAAUUAUUACUGAAUGGCCUGAUGAGGAUAGCGCAUUAACGUGGAACAAAAGUCGCGAAGCAGAAGAAUUAAGAAAUAUGAAGAAUACAUUUUCCAAGUCUUCAACAAUACUGACGACGAUAAGACAUAAUUACUAG